AUGGAAAAUACAACGACGACAAUAGUUACAGAAGAUAUUAUUUUUAGAUCCCCAGAUAUCGAUGUUGGCGAUUUACAUCAUGAUACUGAAGAAAUACGUAAAGAUACAAAGAAUAUAUUAAGCUCAAUCGAUGAAGACGCAAAGUUUGUUAAUAAAGUAGCUUCGAUGAUACCUUAUUUGCCGAUUAUUGCAAACGAGAGAUGCGGUACCUGGUAUAUUGAUUCCAAACGGAUAUCUCUAAAAACAGUAUAUUUCAAAUCUACUGAUGGGCAUACCGGUAAAUGGAGCUUCAAUAUACGUCGAUUUAAUAGCCAUUUAUUGGAUAUUAUCUCUGAACAUGGUGGAUGUAUUAUAGUUGAUUCUACACGCCGUGGAAAAAGAAUUCCUGAUUCCUUGUCAAAGACAAUCCCAAUUUGGUGUUGUACAAUAAAUCAAGCGAUUGCAACAUUGCGUAGAAAAAAGCAGUAUAUUGACAGUGAUCAUACAAAGGAUAAUGAUAAAGAAUGGGACAUUGAAUUCCAUUCACCUCCAUCAACCGUCUCAAAAUCAGAGCAUGAUCAAAUCGCUUCUCGAAUACCUGAGUUUGUUGAAAAACUAUUGGAUCCUAAAUUGAAUGUUACCAAAUACCUGGAGAAACUUUCAAAGCCAUUACGCCCUCUCUGGAUAACCUCCGAUUCAAAUAUUUUUGAUAGUGAGCUGCUGCCAGAUUAUACCAGUUUGCCAUUCUAUCCGGUAAUUUGUCUCAGCGCGUCACAAAUGGUAACAAUGGGAAUGGAAUCCCGACAAGGGUACCAGUAUAUUCAGGGUGCUGCAGAUGAUCAGGAGACGUGGUCAUUGGGACUGACACCUUCGCUGUUUUGGAAGCAUCGUAAAGAGAUUCUAGAUAAUUCUUAUUUAGACCCAAUUCGAUGUGAAAGAAAAGUAAGGGAAAUAGUGGAAUAUGCUAAAGUUGAAUCUCUCAAGUCACCUUUAAUUAAUGGUGAUUCAUUUAAUUUUUUGGGAAACACUAAUAUUGCUAUUGGCAAUCGAAAAAGUGGUUGUCCACCAUUAUGCUGGCAGUAUUUUGAUUACAUAGUAAAUUGCACCCCUCAUGGAUACAACACCUCCUCUACUAACUCAUCAACAAUAACCCAAUCCACAGAUAUAAGCUCCAGCGAUAAAGCAAAUUAUAUCCAACUACCGAUUCCAGAAGGCAAAAAAGGACAACAUGUCUUAUUUGAAAUGAUUCCAAAAGCUCUAGACUAUUUAAGGAUACCACUCUUGGAACAUCGACGAAUCUUAAUUCAUUGUGAACAGGGAAUUGAUCGAAGCGUUGGAAUUGCAUUGGCAAUUUUGGUCAAUUAUUUUGAUGAUAAUGAAAAGUGUAUAGAAGAUGGAAUCGAUCGUGAAGAUUUUAAAGUGGUUACAAAGGAUCUCAUUCAACGACGUCUUUUCUUUAUUAUUUCUUAUCGUAAUAAGGCAAAUCCAUCACGUGCAACAAUGAAAAAAGUAAAUGCUUUUUUCAUGAAUGAUAAAGAUAUUUGA
Ambispora gerdemannii is the source of this 1524-nucleotide messenger RNA. The record is from the annotation of a GenBank genome assembly. Lineage: Eukaryota; Fungi; Glomeromycota; Glomeromycetes; Archaeosporales; Ambisporaceae.